GUCGCUCGCUUGCUGGAUCUUGUGUCUUCGCAGCCGACACUCGUUGUUCCUUCCCUCACCGCGAUUUCUGCCCAGUACCCCGCAACGCCUUGGACAUUCGCUUCCUCGUCAUGGCGGAUAUCAACGUGGAUGUUCUCGUCAUUGGCGCCGGCCCGACUGGCUUGGGUGCGGCCAAGCGCCUGAACCACAUUAAUGGCCCGUCGUGGCUGAUUGUUGAUGCCAACGAGAAGCCCGGUGGCCUUGCUUCCACCGAUGUCACUCCCGAAGGCUUCCUCUACGAUGUCGGCGGUCACGUCAUUUUUUCGCACUACAAGUACUUUGACGACUGCCUCGACGAGGCCCUGCCCAAGGAGGACGACUGGUACCACCACCAACGCAUCUCGUAUGUCCGCUACAAGGGCCUGUGGGUGCCCUACCCGUUUCAGAACAACAUUUCGAUGCUGCCCAAGGAGGACCAGGUGAAGUGCAUCGACGGUCUCAUCGACGCUGCCUUGGCCGCACGCGUCGCCACGACCAAGCCCCAGGACUUUGAUGAGUGGAUCCUACGAACCUGCGGCGAGGGCCUGGCCGACGCCUUCAUGCGCCCGUACAACUUCAAGGUCUGGGCGGUGCCUACCACCAAGAUGCAAUGCCAGUGGCUUGGCGAGCGUGUUGCCGCCCCCGACGUCAAGUCGGUGACCAGGAACGUCAUCCUUAACAAGGUUGCCGGCGGCUGGGGUCCCAACGCCACCUUCAGGUUUCCCGCCAGGGACGGAACGGGCGGUAUCUGGACCGCCGUGUCGGACACCCUUCCCAAGGAAAAGAAGCGGUACGGCGAGAAGGGCGAGGUCACCAAGAUUGACGCCGAGAAGAAGAUUGUGACUCUGAAGGACGGCACCACCGUCGGCUAUGACAAGCUCAUCAACACGAUGGCCGUGAAUCAUCUUGUUGAAAAGAUGGGCAACCAGGAGCUGGUCAAGCUGGCCAAGGGCCUCUUCUACUCGUCGACCCACGUUAUUGGCAUCGGAAUUCGGGGAGCGCGCCCCGAGCGCAUCGGAGACAAGUGCUGGCUCUACUUCCCCGAGGAUAACUGCCCCUUCUACCGCGCCACCAUCUUCUCCAACUACUCGCCGUACAAUCAGCCGCAGGCCGACGUCAAACUGCCGACCCUGUAUCACGCGGAUGGCAGCAAGGCCGAGAGUGGCGAGCCGAAGGAAGGCCCGUACUGGUCGAUCAUGCUCGAGGUCUCACAGUCGAGCUUCAAGCCGGUCGACGAGGCGAACAUCCUGAAGGACUGCAUCCAGGGGCUUAUCAAUACCGAGAUGCUCAAGCCCGAGGAUGAGAUCGUCUCGACCUACCACCGCAAAUUUGAUCAGGGCUACCCGACGCCGACGCUAGAGAGAGAGAGCGUCCUGAAGGUGCUGUUGCCCAAGCUCCAGGACAUGGAUAUCUGGACGCGCGGCCGCUUCGGCAGCUGGCGGUACGAGGUCGGCAACCAGGAUCACUCGUUCAUGCUGGGCGUGGAGGCCGUCGACAACAUUGUCAACGGCGCUGUCGAGCUGACGCUCAACUACCCCGACUUCGUCAACACGCGCCAGAACACGGAGCGCCGUCUGGCUCAGAAGUUCUACAAUGCCGGUACCGGUUCGAGCAACGGCAUCCCCGUCAGACCUGCGCCACGGGCUUAAAAGAACCAGGGGCUCAAUGCUCC
Thermothielavioides terrestris NRRL 8126 is the source of this 1690-nucleotide messenger RNA. RefSeq lists its product as uncharacterized. Lineage: Eukaryota; Fungi; Ascomycota; Sordariomycetes; Sordariales; Chaetomiaceae. Gene Ontology annotation, molecular function: oxidoreductase activity. Bases 111 to 1667 code for a protein of 518 amino acids. The record is from RefSeq and is a predicted model, not a curated record. The transcript is spliced from 6 exons.